CUCUAAACUCUCUCUCACGCUUAAACACCCACAUCACAUGUCCCAUGUCAUGUAGGGAGAGAGAAGAGAGAGAGUGUAUGUGUAAUCAGGUGAGCAGCAAGGAGAGGUCAGGAUUUGCUACAAAUCCGCAAUUGGGUAAACCCCCCAAACCCCCCACCCUUAUCCUAUCUACUUCUCCUCGGCUCUCUGUACGUGUUUCUUCACUUCCCAGCUCCUUUUCUUUCUUUUCUCUUUUCUCUUCUCUUCUCUUCUCUUCUCUUUCAUUUUCUGUUUCCCCCCUUUGCUUGGUUCACCACUGAUUUCUCUCCAAGUACUGCCAUUUCAAGCCCUUUCCGUUUUAUCUCACCCUGUGCAUGCUCACCAUUUUGCUUCAAUCAGUGGCCAUGUACCAGUGGUUUUUCUCCAUUUAGCUGCUUUGUUUCAACAUUCUGCAAUGUUUUUUUGAACUGGGUAUUCAGUUUUUUCUCCAAAUAUAGCCAUUUCAUAGUCGAAAAAACAUAAUCAAAAUGGCUCCAAGGUCAGGUAGAGGCAAAGGAAAUAAGGGUAAAACAGAGAAGAAGAAGAAGGAGGACAAAGUUGUGCCCAGUGCUCUUGACAUAACUGUCAUCACCCCAUAUGAAUCACAAGUCAUACUCAAGGGCAUCUCCACUGAUAAAAUACUUGAUGUGAAAAAGCUGCUAGCUGUCAAUGUGGAAACAUGUCAUCUCACCAACUAUUCUUUAUCUCAUGAGGUUAAGGGACAGAGAUUGAAUGAUAAAGUAGAGGUUAUAUCUCUGAAGCCAUGCUUGCUGAGGAUGGUUGAAGAGGACUAUACAGAGGAAGCCCAUGCAGUAGCACAUGUGCGUAGGCUCAUGGACAUAGUUGCAUGCACCACCUUCUUCAGCAAACCCAGGAACACCAGAUCACCACCUGCAGCCACAGAAGCUCGGAGCAGGAAGACCUGGAACCAGAACCUGGAUGGCGAGCUCAGAAGCGGGUCUGCGGUGGAGCCUUCUAUCUCAGAGAGAUAUGACAUGGCUGCCAUUCACCCCAACCCAAAACUCUCUGAUUUCUAUGAGUUCUUUGCUUUGUCUCACCUCUCUCCCCCUAUUCUAAAUUUGAGAAGAAGCGACAGGAAAGAUGGAGGAGAGAAGCAAGAGAGUGACUAUUUUGAGAUUCAGGUUAAGAUCUGCAACGGCAAGCUAAUACAAGUGGCUGCUUCAGUGAAAGGGUUCUGCACCAGGGGAAAGCAAUUUUUACAAAGCCACUCCCUGGUGGAUCUUCUGCAACAGCUCAGCCGAGCUUUUGCCAAUGCAUAUGAAUCCUUAAUGAAAGCUUUUGUAGAACACAAUAAGUUUGGUAAUCUUCCAUAUGGAUUUCGUGCAAACACAUGGCUGGUCCCUCCAUCUAUUGCUGAAAAUCCUUCAAGUUUCCCAUCCCUACCAUCAGAGGAUGAGAGUUGGGGAGGCAAUGGUGGGGGCCAGGGAAGAAAUGGUAAACAUGAUCUUCGGCCAUGGGCAACGGAUUUUGCAAUAUUGGCUAGUCUUCCUUGCAAAACUGAGGAGGAGAGGGUGGUCCGAGACAGGAAGGCUUUUUUGCUUCAUAAUCUAUUUGUUGAUGUUUCUAUCGUUAAAGCUGUUUCAUCAAUUCGCCAUGUCAUGGAUUCUAAUGUGAAUUCAAAAGACACAUCAAACUGUUCUUCAGGCUCAAUCAUGCACAAGGAUCAUGUGGGGGACUUGUGUAUUACAGUAAAGUGGGAUUCAGCAGAUGCAAGGUCGAAGUCUGAAGGGAAAGUUAAUGGCAGUUACUCACCUGGCAUGUCUGCUAAAGAAAUUGCUCAAAGGAAUUUACUUAAAGGUGUGACUGCAGAUGAAAGUGUAGUUGUUCAUGAUACUUCCUCAUUGGGUGUUGUCAUUGUAAGACACUGUGGAUACACUGCAACUGUACAAGUUGCUGGUGAUGUGCAGAAGGGAAAACUCAUGGCUCAAGAUAUUGAAAUUGAUGAUCAACCAGAUGGGGGAGCCAAUUCUCUCAAUGUUAACAGUUUACGGGUUCUGCUUCACAAGUCAUGUAGUGCUGAAUCCACUGGAGGAUGUCACUCACCUCAGGCCACUGUGGAUGAUCAAGAAACUUCUAGAUGUCUGAUCCGGAGUGUAAUUGAACAGAGCUUGGCUAAGUUAGAAGAGGAGCCUGCUGUUUCUGAAAGGUCUAUCAGAUGGGAACUCGGAUCUUGUUGGGUGCAGCAUCUACAGAAACAGGAAACUCCAGCUGAUAACAGUUCUAAAGACCGCAAGGAUGAAAAUGGGACUGAACUUGCUGUCAAAGGUCUUGGGAAGCGAUUUAAACUGUUGAAGAAGAGGGAAAAGAAACUGACUAUGAAUGGCACAGAUGUUAAGGAAGGAAAUGAUUCUCGGCCCAGCAGCAUAAAUGGUGGAAUAGAUGGAGGGGAGUCCAACAGUGAGGCUGAAUUGAAGAAAUUAGUUAGCAAGGAAGCCUACUUGCGUUUGAAAGAAACGGGAACUGGUCUUCAUCUAAAGUCUGCCGACAAACUUAUUGAGAUGGCACACAAGUAUUAUGAUGAAAUCGCUUUACCAAAGCUGGUGACGGACUUUGGAUCACUUGAGCUUUCUCCUGUUGAUGGCCGCACGCUAACGGAUUUUAUGCAUUUAAGAGGACUACAGAUGCGCUCUUUGGGUCGUGUGGUGGAACUUGCUGAGAAACUUCCUCACAUACAGUCACUCUGUAUUCAUGAGAUGGUUACUCGAGCAUUCAAGCAUGUACUCAAAGCAGUUGUUCGUUCUGUUGAGAAUGUUGCAGAUUUGCCUGCAGCAAUAGCAUCAUCCUUAAAUUUCUUGCUGGGAUGCUGCACCAUGGAAGACAGUGACCAAAACUCGAGACAUGAAAAUGUUGUCAAAUUACAGUGGUUAAAAACUUUUCUUACCAGAAGAUUCGGUUGGACACUAAAAGAUGAGUUUAAACACUUGAGGAAGUUCUCAAUUCUUCGAGGACUUUGCCAAAAGGUUGGGUUGGAGUUGAUUCCAAGAGAUUAUGACAUGGAAUGCCCAAACCCCUUCAGGAAACAUGACAUUAUCAGCAUGGUUCCUGUGUGUAAGCAUGUAGGGUGCUCUUCUGCAGAUGGUCGGACUUUAUUGGAGUCAUCGAAGAUUGCGCUUGAUAAAGGAAAGCUAGAGGAUGCUGUUAACUAUGGAACAAAGGCACUGGCAAAGAUGAUAGCUGUAUGUGGUCCAUAUCAUCGAACCACUGCAAGUGCUUACAGUCUUCUAGCAGUUGUUCUUUACCACACUGGGGAUUUUAAUCAGGCAACUAUAUAUCAACAGAAGGCUUUGGAUAUCAAUGAGAGGGAACUUGGGCUUGACCAUCCUGAUACAAUGAAAAGCUAUGGAGAUCUUUCAGUUUUUUACUAUCGUCUCCAACACAUUGAAUUGGCUCUGAAGUAUGUCAACCGUGCUUUAUAUCUUCUUCAGUUUACAUGUGGACUGUCUCACCCCAACACAGCUGCAACAUAUAUUAAUGUGGCUAUGAUGGAAGAGGGCAUGGGAAAUGUUCAUGUUGCUCUCAGAUACUUGCAUGAAGCACUUAAGUGCAAUCAAAGAUUACUAGGAGUGGAUCACAUACAGACUGCUGCCAGCUAUCAUGCCAUAGCCAUAGCACUGUCUCUGAUGGAAGCAUAUUCUCUCAGUGUGCAACAUGAGCAGACUACACUUCAGAUACUCCAAGCAAAACUUGGGCCAGAGGAUCUCCGUACUCAGGAUGCUGCUGCAUGGCUUGAAUAUUUUGAAUCAAAAGCUUUAGAGCAGCAAGAAGCAGCAAGAAAUGGAACUCCAAAGCCAGAUGCAUCCAUUGCAAGCAAAGGCCACCUUAGUGUAUCAGAUCUCCUUGAUUACAUUAGUCCAGAUCAAGAUUCAAAGGGGGGAGAUGCCCAGAGAAAACAGCGGCGUGCAAAGGUGGUGCAUGUUAGUGAUAAGUUCCAUCAAGCUCAGACUGAUGCAAUGACCAAGGACAUUGUUCUUCAUGAUAACAGAGAGAAAACUACAGCUGUGGUAGAAGAAAAUACUGAAGAAAUGAAGUUGGACACAGUUCCUCCCAAAGAACCAACAGACAAUGGUAACACUAGAACCGAGCAGACAGUUACAUUAAUUGAAAGUAUCCAAGAAACAAUCUCAGAUGAGGGAUGGCAAGAAGCCAAUUCAAAGGGGCGUUCUGGAAACAUUUCUAGUCGGAGAAUAUCCAGGAGAAGGCCAGAGCUUGCUAAGCUAAACGUGAGCAGGUCUGAGUACUCUAAUUUUAGAGAGAACAGCCACAGACGGGAAAUCAAUACAUCUGCCCAAAGAACAACCCCCAAAACUGUUUCAACUCAUUCAGCUCCAUUGAAGCAACGAAAGGUUAUUAGCCCAUGUUCUGGAGAGGAUUUGAAUAAACCGCAGGUGAAAACUCCAGUUUCCAAAAUUUCCUCAGCACCAGCAACUCUCACUGCCAUGGCUUCAAAAUCUGUAUCUUACAAGGAAGUUGCUGUGGCGCCUCCAGGUACGAUAUUAAAACCAUUACUGGAGAAGGUGGAAGAAAAAACUGAAGAGAAAACUGAAAUCCAGAUGUCUAACACUCUUGAGACAUCAAAGGGGGAAGAAAGUGACAAGGUCAUGGUAGAAGUAGAAGAAGCAGAAGCAGUACCAGAUGAUGAAGACACAAAAGGUAGUGCCGAUGGAAGUGUAACUGAGUCGGAGAAACCUGCCUCAGAACCUGAAGAAGUGUCCUCUCCAGAUGAUCAGGAAAAGCCCAUGGAAACAAAUGGGAGUAAGCUUUCAGCUGCAGCUCCACCGUUCAAUCCAGGUGCACACUCUCUGAUUCACACCCUAAGCUCAGCUGCUGUCACUAGUGUUUAUGAUGUAACAGCCAGCCAAGGCAUGCUUGCUGAGCCUAUGGAACUCCCUCCUGUUGCUGCAAGAGUUCCUUGUGGACCAAGAUCACCCCUCUAUUAUCGAACAAAUAACUCUUUCCGCAUCAAAAAUGGAUAUUUGAAAUACCAAAACCCUGUCAUCGGACGAAGCGGAUUUGGGCCUUCAAGAAUCAUGAACCCACAUGCACCAGAGUUUGUUCCUAGAAGAGCUUGGCAAACAAAAACUGCAAAUGCAGAUUCACAAGCUCCACCUGAGUCGGAUUCUUUUGUUGAAACCAAUAAAGAGCUUCCCACAGAAGAGGAGAAUCUUGAUAAGAAGGCCACCAAUAAAGCCAAAGAUGGAAGGAAAAAGAGUACCUCUGAUUCGGAGAAGUCGGAGCUGGCAAGGCAGAUACUGCUUAGCUUCAUUGUAAAGUCAGUCCAGCAUAACCUGGAUCCUCCAAGUGAGGCUGCAGUCAAUGAGAAGCACGAAUACACUGGAAGUUCUUCAGAAGCCAUUGCAAACGACAGUGCAAUUAUAAAAAUCCUUUACGGGAACGAGGGGAAGACCAACUUAGUUUCUGAAUCCAGUGACGGUCAGCAGGCAAAACCAGAUGUAAAUAAGAACAAUAACGGUGAUGGUGAGGGAUUUACAGUAGUCACAAAGCGGAGAAGAAAUAGGCAACAUUUCACAAACGGAGUAAAUGGGCUGUACAAUCAGCAAUCAAUCUGCGCUUCGGUCCGCUGACAAGAACUGAAAAUGAGUAAAAUGAGAGAGGUGUUAUCUUGUUCAUCAAGCAGUUGUAGUGUGAUAGAAGCAUCUUUGGAUCCCAUUUCAACAGUGUAAAAAAUGGUUGAGAAAUAAAUGAUAGAAGGGAAGUUGCAGGUAUCAUAUGAGAGUUGGAACUCUACAUGUAGGGAAGCCCACGUCGGAUGUUCUAAUAAUCCAUGUAGAAAUUGUUGUUUUCUCUUGUUUAGAGAUUUUGUUUGAUCAAUGAAAGGCUAAUUGCCUCUUUCAAUAA
Molecule: messenger RNA, 5895 nt
Organism: Vitis riparia (riverbank grape)
Lineage: Eukaryota; Viridiplantae; Streptophyta; Magnoliopsida; Vitales; Vitaceae
Product: protein TSS
Exons: 23
Coding region: 507-5621 (1704 amino acids)
Biological process (GO): organelle organization
Cellular component (GO): cytoplasm
Molecular function (GO): protein binding
Source: RefSeq, a predicted model, not a curated record